Molecule: messenger RNA, 4028 nt
Organism: Ailuropoda melanoleuca (giant panda)
Lineage: Eukaryota; Metazoa; Chordata; Mammalia; Carnivora; Ursidae
Gene: NECTIN4
Product: nectin cell adhesion molecule 4
Exons: 9
Coding region: 1012-2538 (508 amino acids)
Biological process (GO): symbiont entry into host cell; homophilic cell-cell adhesion; heterophilic cell-cell adhesion
Cellular component (GO): adherens junction
Source: RefSeq, a predicted model, not a curated record
AGUUGUGCUGAUGCACUUUUGGGACUCCUGGCCAGGUAACAGGGAGGUGCUGAAGCUGAGAGAGGGUUCCACGAGGGAGAUCAGGAAUCUGUGGGGCUAAUUUCUCGGUCAGUCCUUAGGGUUCUCCUAUAGAUGGUGGGAUCCAGGAGGGUGUCCCUUAAGCUCCUUCGCUGGGGUCAUUGAACUAGAUCCCUGUCUCAGGAUGGAGAUGUCCAAGCAAACCGUGUUACUGUCAAAACUGUGUGUCCUCCAGCAAGCCCGUUCCCCUCUCUGGGCCUUUCUUCUCUUCUGAAGAAUGAGGUCUAUGGGCCAGUACUGUACUUCUCAGUUCUGCUCUUCUCUGAUUCUCAGCUUCAAAGCUGAGCCCCUCCAGGAGAUUGGGGAACUUGGCAAGGCCCUGGGGAGGCAGCAAGGCUGGCUGGGGUGUGGGAUGCUUGGGUUCCUUUCCACCUACAAGGGCCUUGCCCCUGUUCCUCCUGGCCCGGUGCCUCCCACUUUGAGCCACCCUCGGCCUUCUUCUACCCCGCCCCCCGGCCUCUCCCUUCCCAACGCCUUCCAUGCUGCCAGGUAAAGCCUGCAGCUGAAGAUGGGAUCCCCCCGCCAGGUCCUUCCCUCCUUCCCUCCCUCCUUGGCGCCCAUCAGCCAGCCCAGGCCGUGGGGGCGGUGGCUGCUGAGUCUCCGUGCCAGGCCCAACCCCCGGAGACGCACCUGUUCUGACCUGCUGAGCAGGUUCCCAGGUUUCUGCCGUCGUUGUUGGCCACAGCGUGGGAAGCAGCUCUGGGGGAGCUCGGAGCUCCCGACCACGGCUUUUUGGGGGUAGCUCUACCUGGGUGGGCAGAGGGGGCCUGGGUCCCCUAGCAGAGACCCCAGAGGGACAGGCAGGGGUGGCCGUGCCUGAGGACUCCGUGAUCUCCUGCCUCUUGGGUCGGUGCCCUCUCCAGCUCUAGAGCCGGCUCCCAGGGAGAACUCGGUGGAACUUCAGAAACACUGGGUAGCUCUGCCUUCUGACCGAUGCCCCUGUCCCUGGGAGCCGAGAUGUGGGGGCCCGAGGCCCUGCUGCUGCUGCUGCUGCUGGCAUCAUUUACAGGCCGGUGCCGGCCGGGCGAGCUGGAGACCGCGGACCUGGUGACGGUGGUGCUGGGCCAGGACGCCAAGCUGCCCUGCUUCUACCGCGGGGACCCCAGCGAGCAGGUGGGGCAGGUGGCCUGGGCUCGGGUGGACGCGGGCGAGGGGCCCCGGGAGCUGGCGCUGCUGCACUUCCAAUACGGGCUGCACGUGGGCGAGGCCUACGAGGGCCGCGUGGAGCAGCCGCCGCCCCCACGGAGCCCCCUGGACGGCUCGGUGCUUCUGCGCAACGCGGUGCAGGCGGAUGAGGGCGAGUACGAGUGCCGCGUCAGCACCUUCCCCGCCGGCAGCUUCCAGGCGCGGCUGCGGCUCCGCGUGCUGGUGCCUCCCCUGCCCUCAUUGAACCCCGGGCCAGCGCUAGAAGAGGGCCAGGGCCUGACGCUGGCAGCCUCCUGCACGGCAGAAGGCAGCCCAGCCCCCAGCGUGACCUGGGACACGGAGGUCAAGGGCACAGCAUCCAGCCGCGCCUUCAAGCACUCCCGCUCAGCGGCUGUCACUUCAGAGUUCCACCUGGUGCCCAGCCGCAGCAUGAAUGGGCAGCCGCUCACCUGCGUGGUGUCCCACCCUGGCCUGCUCCAGGACCAGAGGAUCACCCACGUCCUCCAAGUGGCCUUCCUCGCUGAGGCCUCUGUGAGGGGCCUUGAAGACCAAAAGCUGUGGCAGGUCGGCAGAGAAGGAGCUACGCUCAAGUGCUUGAGUGAAGGGCACCCCCCUCCCUCGUACAACUGGACACGGUUGGACGGGCCUCUGCCCAGCGGGGUCCGAGCGGAAGGGGACACGCUGGGCUUUCCUCCGCUGACCACGGAGCACAGUGGCAUCUACGUGUGCCACGUCAGCAAUGAGCUCUCCUCCAGGGACUCUCAGGUCACCGUGGAUGUUCUCGACCCUCAGGAUGCCCCAGGGAAGCAGGUGGACCUGGUGUCAGCCUCUGUGGUGGUCGUGGGCGUGAUCGCCGCGCUCCUGUUCUGCCUACUGGUGGUGGUGGUGGUGCUCAUGUCCCGAUACCAUCGGCGCAAAGCUCAGCAGAUGACCCAGAAAUACGAGGAGGAGCUGACCCUGACCAGGGAGAACUCUAUCCGGAGGCUGCAUUCCCAUCACACGGACCCCAGGAGCCAGCCGGAGGAGAGUGUAGGGCUGAGAGCCGAGGGCCACCCUGAUAGUCUCAAGGACAACAGUAGCUGCUCUGUGAUGAGUGAAGAGCCGGAGGGCCGGAGUUAUUCCACGCUGACCACGGUGAGGGAGAUUGAAACGCAGACGGAACUGCUGUCUCCGGGCUCUGGGCGGGCAGAGGAGGAAGAUCGGGAUGAAGGCAUCAAACAAGCCAUGAACCAUUUUGUUCAAGAGAAUGGGACCCUGCGGGCCAAACCCACGGGCAAUGGCAUCUACAUCAACGGGCGGGGGCAUCUGGUCUGACCCAGGCCUGCCUCCCUCCCCUGAACCUGGCUCCUUCUGCUGACCUGGGGAAUUUCUGCUCAUCACGGGGGGCCCUCCCUCCACAUCUUAUCUCUUGAGGAAGAUGCUCCCCGUGUCCCACUGACUGCUCGACCUUUCCUCCAGCCCUUCUGUUCGACAAUGGGAGCUUCUGCUGGUCGAGUCCUCCCCGCCCCCCUUGUGUGUGCGUGUGUGUGCGUGUGUGUGCGCGUGCGUGUGCAUGUGUGCGUGUGUGUGUGUAGGGGCACCCGUGCCCGUGCUGCACAUCGUGCUGUCAGAGUCAGGUGCACUGUGAUGGGCUUGGCUUGUGUAUGGCGUGGCUGUGUGACCCCUACCCGGAAGCACAGGUUAUCUCUUCAGACCCCAGAGCAGUAUUAAUGAUGCAGAGGUUGGAGGUGAGAGGUGGAGACUGUGGGUCAGACCCCGGUGUGCAGGCAUAGCUGGAACUGGAUUCUGGCCUCCUGAGUUGGGGAGCCGGGCUCCCACCACUUGGGAGCUGAGGGGCGAACGUGAAGCAGCUGGCCCAGGGGUCUGCUGGGGACUAGCACCCCUCCGGGAGAAGCCCUUGGCCCUCUGGUGGCCUCUGGUGGCCUCUGGGCCUUGCUGCGUGUGCGUAUUUUCUAUAAAUCAACCUGCUGGGGGAGUGUCUUUAAGGAAUACUGCUCCGAAUACUUUUAAUAGAAGAAACAAAUCUUUAAAAAAAACAAAAAAAACACAACUUUUGAUUUAGCUGGAUCUUUGUUAUUAGUUGGUUUGUUUAGCGUGAGGCCAGCUUGCAGGGGAAGUCGGCAAAGCUGGACCCCGCUCAGACCCCGGCAGGGGUUUGUGCCUGUGCUCCUUCUAAGGUGCUCCUUCUAAGGCCCUUCACUGUAGGCAGGCUCUUGGGACGGGGCCUGGUGCUGUGCAGUCUGAGUUGGGGCGUGAGCCCCUGGGUCCCUGGCAGGAGGACGGGGUGGGGUCCUUGGCCCUUCCCCUGGCCGCCUCUCUCCUCCUAGCUGCAUCCGCAGUUGUCUGUGGUCCCUUGGGGGGGGUUGCGGGGUCUGGGUGACAAGGGCUCCUGGCUUGGUUGUGGUGUAGGGGAGACAGGGUAGUGAUUACAGCCCAAGGGAGGGGGAGUUUGGGUGGGGUGAAGGAGCUACUGGGGUCAAGAAUGUCUCCUUUCCCCCACGGGCCUCGGGGUCACUAAUCUGGGGCUUUUCUGGAAGUUUCUUGGGUCUGGGCUGGGGUUAGAUACGGUGCAUUUUUGCCUGGCCCACCUGAACACACUCAGCCAGAAUGCCCAAACCCUACUCGGCCUGAAAUCUGCUAGAUUUCUGGACCAAUGGAGAGACGGCAUCCCCUGCUCCCCAGCCAGCCCAGGACUUUGAAUGUGGAGCCCAAAGAUUGGGGUCCUCGUCUGUACAUUUUGUGUAAAUAUGUGCAUAUUUGUACAUAAAAUGGUAUUCUGUUUUUAAAUAAACAGAUAAAAGCUG